AUGGAAAAUCAGACUUCGUCGCCAUCGACAAGGGCAACGAGCCUGCGACCUGGACCAAACCGGAAGAGGAGCAACUCGUUACCUAACGUUAUUCAGGCGUUGGGAUGUUCAACCGUGGAGGCAGAACUGAUGCUGGCCGAGGGCAGGGCAGCUCUUCGUAGUCGACGUAACCCACGCAAUCGGUCGGUCCAUGACGAAGCUGUAACCGUCUUCGAUCCACGCGACCAUAUGAAGUACCUUGAUGGCUUUGCAAGGUCGGAAGAUGUUCAAGAGGAAACAUCGCCAUUACCAUCAGAGGUUGGCAGAAGCUUCCACAACAGAGUACCGUCUGAUACAACAGAUCGGAGCGAUUCGACUGUAGUUCCAACGCCUAACGACGACCAUCUCUCGAUCGAUUCUUCUUCCGUAAACUCGCUUGGGGACUACUCUGCCAACCUUGCCCAGUUCAUCAAAACUCAGUUGAAAUCCAUACCAACCUACAAACCCACCCAAGAAUCUACCUCGCCUGUCUGGCCGGUUUCGUCCCACUCGUGUCCGGACUUUUCUUUCCAACGACGCUCUCCUCCACCAUCACCAACCAUAAAUACACGAAGAACAACAGAGGCACCCACAGUCAUCGAGAUACCCGCUGUUCGACCACCGAUGCGAAGCGCCUUCUCAGCUUGGAGUUCAACUGGUGAUGAGGAGGUUGAUGAGGAGGUUGAUGAUGCGGUGCUUCCCUUGCCAGACAGCGAGCCAUUUACAAGAGAUGCCAUGUCCAAGACGAGUGCCAGCUCUACGCCUUCUAUUUUGAAGUACUACCAGAGCUCCAACAACCGUACGUUUCUUUUCACGUCAACACCGAUGCUGGAGCUCAAGGGCUUCAUCACACCUGAUGUAUCCACUCGGCAAGGUCCCUCUACCGAGCCAUACUCACCACUACAUGAGGAUGACGACAGCUACUCCUCAUCUCCUUCAUCGCACCCACAGCUCACAUCGUCAUCAGCGCCGUCUUUCACCUCAUCAACGUCCAAUGCAUCCUAUUUCGACUACAAAAAGCGACCAAUCUCCAUUGCACCGCAUAUGAAAGACCGUAUCAUCGCCGCUCUCACCCCUCCACAUCACAAAGGCCAAUUUCUCACUGCCAUAUCGCCAUUCGAAGGGACUGCUUUUUCAAACGUCCACAACGUGUUUGUUGAGUCGCAGCACCGCGUAUGCGUCGACGGUACAUCAUUCGACAUGUUGAGAGAUUUUACCUUCCCUAGCAGGGUCACAACACCCUGCUGA
Messenger RNA from Dothidotthia symphoricarpi CBS 119687, 1266 nucleotides. RefSeq lists its product as uncharacterized. The record is from RefSeq and is a predicted model, not a curated record. The coding region runs from base 1 to 1266 and encodes 421 amino acids. Lineage: Eukaryota; Fungi; Ascomycota; Dothideomycetes; Pleosporales; Dothidotthiaceae. The transcript has a single exon.